UAUGUGCCCAUUCAACUCAGCAAAUUCUUCUCAUUCGCACACUAGACCUUGAAGGUAGGGAUACUUGCAAGCGUCUGGUAAAGAAAAGUUCUCGGAUGAGGGUGUAAAAGCCGGAAAAGGUUACAUUUCAGUGCUGGUUCAAUCUGCCGGAUGACACUCCAACCAGAGGGAACAUUGUACAGCUACAAUUGGUUCUUGCUGAAACAAAAACGUGUGUGGCAUUUGACCGCGUAGAGUUUUCCAGUGAAUAGAAGUGAGAAAGAUUUCUGUUUGUGUCGUAUAUAAUUCUGUUCUGGAUAAUUCCGACAACGCAUCAUCUCAUAACAACACAGUGAAGCCGUUUCGCACGCUUCGAACCCCUACGCUUCGAAGCCUACCGUGUAGACAACAAUAUUCUUCCUGGUAACGCGAAGAAAAUUAUCGCAUUUGCUGCUUGGAAGAAACGCAAAAACCAUGGCUGAUAUAAGGGCAGCAUUUGCUAAACAGCAAAAUGGCGCACCGGUUACGGCGAGCCCGAAAAUCGGUGGUAAAUCUAUCGAAAAGAUUUACCAGAAAAAAUCGCAAUUGGAACAUAUCCUGCUACGGCCGGACACGUACAUCGGUUCGGUCGAGAUGGUUAAGGAACCGAUGUGGGUGUUCGACAAGGAGGAGAAGAAGAUGGUUCAGCGUGAGAUCACGUACGUGCCGGGUUUGUACAAGAUCUUUGACGAGAUUCUUGUGAACGCGGCUGACAACAAACAGCGCGAUCCGAAGAUGAGCACCAUCAAGGUGGAGAUCAAUCAGGAAACGAAUACGAUCUCGAUUUGGAACGAUGGCCACGGCAUCCCGGUGGUGAUGCACAAGGAGGAGAAAAUGUUCGUACCGACGAUGAUCUUUGGCCAUCUGCUGACGUCCUCGAAUUACAACGAUGAGGAGGAAAAGGUUACCGGUGGCCGUAACGGGUACGGAGCUAAGCUGUGCAACAUUUUCAGCACCAAGUUCACGGUCGAGACGGCUUCGAAGCAGUACAAGAAAUGCUUCAAACAGUCCUGGGCCGACAACAUGUCGAAAGCUACGGAGCCGAAAAUUAAGGAAGACUUCUUCGGCGAUGACUACACGAAGAUUACCUUCUCACCCGAUCUGACCAAGUUUAAGAUGGAAAAGCUGGAUGACGAUGUCGUCGGUUUGUUGUCGCGCCGUGCCUACGACGUGGCUGCUUCGACUCGCGGCGUUACGGUUUUCCUGAACGGCCAGCGUGUGCCUGUUAAAACGUUCAAGGACUACGUCGAUCUGUUCCUGAAGGAUGCAACUGACGAAAUGGGCGGGCAGGUUAAGGUUUGCUACGAAUCCGUCAAUGAUCGCUGGGAGGUAGCGGUAGCGAUUUCGGAGCGAGGUUUCCAACAAGUAUCGUUCGUCAAUUCGAUUGCCACGACAAAGGGUGGACGGCAUGUGGACUACGUUGCGGACAUGGUCGUGAAGCAGCUGACGGAGGUGCUGAAGAAGAAGAACAAGGGCGGCGUAACGAUCAAACCAUUCCAGGUGAAGAACCACAUGUGGGUCUUCAUCAACUGCCUGAUCGUGAAUCCUACGUUCGACUCGCAGACCAAAGAAAACAUGACACUACAGUCGAAGAGCUUUGGAUCGAAGUGUGCGCUGUCGGAGAAGUUUAUAACCGCGGUAUCAAAGAGUGGAAUCGUCGAGUCCGUGCUGCAGUGGGCCAAAUUCAAGGCGCAGACUGAUCUGGCCAAAACUUCCGGUUCGAAAAAGUCCAAGAUAAAGGGCGUCCCGAAGCUGGAAGACGCUAACGAUGCUGGUACGCGCAAUUCGCUAAACUGUACACUCAUUCUUACCGAGGGAGAUUCGGCCAAAACGUUGGCCGUUUCCGGUUUGGGGGUGGUAGGUCGUGAUACGUACGGAGUGUUUCCGCUGCGCGGUAAACUGUUAAAUGUACGCGAGGCCACUCACAAGCAGAUUUUGGAGAAUGCUGAAAUUAACAAUCUGAUCAAGAUUCUUGGCCUGCAGUACAAGAAGAAGUAUCUUACGACUGACGAUUUGAAGACGCUACGCUACGGAAAGGUGAUGAUUAUGACAGAUCAGGAUCAGGACGGUUCUCACAUUAAGGGUUUGUUGAUUAACUUUAUACACACCAACUGGCCAGAGCUGUUGCGCUUACCGUUCCUCGAGGAGUUCAUUACGCCCAUCGUAAAGGCAACGAAGAAGAAUGGCGAAGAGCUGUCCUUCUUCUCGCUGCCCGAGUUUGAAGAAUGGAAAGCGGAAACGAAUAACUCGCACACGUACAACAUCAAGUACUACAAGGGUUUGGGUACGUCUACCUCGAAGGAGGCAAAGGAGUACUUCCAAAACAUGGAGCGUCAUCGGAUUCUGUUCCGCUACGAAGAUACCGGAGACGACGAAGCGAUUCUGUUGGCCUUCUCCAAGAAGGCAAUCGAGCAACGUAAAGAUUGGCUGACGGCACAUAUGGAAGAGUGCCGCCAUCGCAAGCAGGUCGGGUUGCAGGAGCGCUAUCUCUACACUAAAUCGACGAAACAGAUCAGCUACAAGGACUUUGUCAAUCUCGAGCUGGUCCUGUUCUCUAACUCGGACAAUGUUCGUUCGAUUCCGUGCAUGCUGGACGGUUUGAAACCUGGUCAACGGAAGGUGCUAUUCACCUGCUUCAAGCGUGACGACAAGCGUGAGGUGAAGGUGGCGCAGUUGGCAGGUUCGGUCGCGGAGAAAUCCGCUUACCAUCAUGGUGAGCAAUCGCUUUGCUCGACGAUCGUAAAUUUGGCACAGAACUACGUCGGAAGCAAUAACAUCAAUCUGCUCUAUCCUGGCGGUCAGUUUGGUACGCGCUUGACGGGCGGAAAGGAUAGCGCCAGCCCCAGGUAUAUCUUCACGAUGUUGUCGUCGCUGACGCGCUGCAUUUUCCAUCCGCUCGACGAUCCUCUGUUGGAUUAUCAGCUCGACGACAAUCAGCGCAUUGAACCUUUGUGGUAUCUGCCGAUAAUACCGAUGCUGUUGAUCAACGGUGCAGAUGGUAUUGGUACCGGAUGGGCCACGAAAAUUCCGAACCAUAAUCCGCGCGACGUAAUUGCUAACAUUCGCCGAAUAUUGAACGGUCAAGAGCCGAAACUGCUGACACCGUGGUACAAAAAUUUCCGCGGUGUCAUCGAAGCGGCCGGUCCACAGAGGUACAUCACUGCCGGCAAUGUUGGGCUGCUGGAUAAUCAGAAGAUUGAAAUUUCAGAACUUCCUAUUGGUACAUGGACACAAACGUACAAGGAGAACGUGCUGGAACCACUGCUGCACGGUUCCGACAAGCAGAAGGCAAUCAUUUCGGAUUACAAAGAGUACAACACGGACACUACGGUGCGGUUCGUCGUCUCGUUCCUGCCGGGCGAGUACGCGAAUCUCUAUGGAGAGGAAGGAGGUUUCCAUCGGGUGUUCAAGCUGACCAGCUCCAUCUCCACUUCCACGAUGAACGCAUUCGACGAUAAAACCUAUCUUAAGCGGUAUGCUCAUGCGAACGAAAUCUUCAUGGAGUUCUACACAAUCCGGCUGGAGUACUAUGGCAAGCGUCGAACGUAUCUGCUCGGUAUGCUGCAAGCUGAGGCGGACAGUCUCUCGGAUAAGGCACGGUUCAUUAUGGAGAAGUGUAACGGAACGCUGGUGGUGGAAAACAAGAAGCGCAAGGCAUUGAUCGAUGAACUGAUCAAGCGUGGCUACCGGGCCGAUCCGAUCCAGGAGUGGAAACGUCGCGUAAAAACGAAUGAUGAGGACCAGGAGGAGGAAGGCGAGGGUGAGGAGGAAGAAGAGCAGGAAGAUGUGAAGCCGGGCAAAUCGUCAGCCAAGGGUGCGAAGGGACCGGUCGAUCCGGAGAAAGCCUUCCAGAAGCUAACCGAUGUGAAGAAGUUCAACUAUCUACUCGGCAUGUCCAUGUGGAUGCUGACGGAAGAACGUAAGAACGAAAUUCUCAAGCAGCGCGAUCUGAAACUGGCUGAACUGAAGUCGCUCGAGGCGAAGACACCCGAGGUGUUGUGGAUCGAUGAUCUGGAUGUGCUUAGCCGCAAGCUAGACGAGUUUGAAGAGAAGGAACGUCUCGAUGCUCUCAGCACAGAAAAGAAACUGAAGGGUGCGGUAAGCAAGGGCACCACCUCCGGAGGACGCAAAAUGAGCGUGGGCCGGAAAGUAGCUAUCGACGACACAAAACCAAGCAAUGAGGCGGAAGAGGUGAAGUUCCGCUUAUCGGAGGAUAUGAUAAAAAAGUUCGAGAAGGCGACCGCCGGCAAGGUGAAGAAGGAGAAAAAGGAACCGGGCGAAAACGGGGACGAUGGCGGCGAGGGUGAGAUUGAUGAGUUCGAUGCACUGGUGGAAGGUGGUGGUGCUGUUGCUGGUGAUAAACCAAAGCCAAAACCGCGCGUCAAGAAGGAACCGAAGGAACCGAAGGAACCGAAGGAACCGAAAGCUCCAAAAGCACCGAGAGCGCCACGGGUAAAGAAGGAGAAGGGAUCGCCGGGUGACAAGGUUCCGAAAAAAGGUGGACGGAAAAAGAAGGUUGCAUCGUCGGAUGAAGAAGGUGCUUUUAACUCCGACGUGAGUGACGAUGACUUCACCUCAACGCUGAAAGUUCCGACGCGUGAAAAAACUGGACGUCGUGCAGCAGCGUCCAAGAAGGUCAACUACUCGCUGAUGAACGACGGUGAGGAAGUCGAUGAUGAAAAGUUCAACGAUUCGGAUGACGAAAUGUUCGACAAUAAUCCGGUAACUCGUCCGAAUGCUGCUGCCGGUGACAGCGAUGUGGAGGAAGUGCAGGCAGCAGCCGGUUCCAAUGUGAUCGAUCUCGAGGACAACGAUUUGUCCCCGAUUAAGAAACCGGGACCAGUGAAAAAGCGUACCCUUGGCCCGAAAAUGACCGAAACAAAGGCAACGGGUGCUAAGCGUAGUAGGAAGAUCGCGGACAGCAGUAGCGAAGCGGGUAAAGCUGUUAAGAAACCGAGAAAGGUCGUGGACAGCUCGGAGGACGAAGAUUCUCCUCCGAUGGAUGACGACGAUGAUUCGGACUAUUAAACAGUGAGCAUUAUUUUUACGGGAAAAUAACUUGGAAGCAAGGCAGGAGAAUUUGUAGAAUUAAUUUGUUCAGUAACAGAGCGUUGACAAGUUUAUAUUUUAAUUUAAAAACAAAUCUACACGAAAUAGUUACACGGAUCGAGCAGAGCAAAAGAAAUUAUGGAGCAACAAUAAUGAAAUAGUUAUAACCAGCAUCAACCUACACAGCUCCAGGUGGAAACGUAGUACUGUAUUUGAGUUAUAUCACAUGGUAGAAGUAUUAAAGCGAAAAGAAGCUUGGAGGUGCGAAUUUGGCGUGUUCUCUGUGUAUCGUAUAUAAUGUAUCUCUAGAUUGACAGACUUAGCAGGAUAAGGAGUAAGCAACAGAACACUAGAACGAGUGGCACUUAAAUUCAUUCGAUUUCUGUUAGUUUUUUUAAGUAAUAUCAACCCACAACGCACAAUCGCAGCUCCCGCGUGAGCUUUUUCCUGCUACACGACUCCGGCAAAGCUCGGCGAUCGGUUACAGUAAAUAGGAUUGUAACAGGCAAACGGUAUCAACUCACAAAUGAAGAUAACAAAUAUAUCCAAUGGAAUGAUUGAAUGCAAAUUAGGAAGCAAAAUAUAUGACACUACUAAUAGCUGAAAAGGAGAAAAGGUGUGUUUUGCUUCGUGGAUGCAAUAGUGGUUAGGGCGUGCAACGAUCGAGCGUUGAGCGAGAAUUUGUAGUACUUUACUCUAGACAUUUAAACAAUACAUUACCGUAAGAGCAUAAAUAACUAUGUAGCAUCAGGAUCACACAUCUGUCCCACUUACUGUCACAGCAUAAAAGAGAGAAUGUAAUGAAAGGAUCAUGUUUAAUAGCAUGGUUUAUUAUCGGUCUACUAUCAGAAUGAUCUGAACAAAACAUUUUUGUAUGUGAUUAACCAUUUGCUGUUUCAUCCUUCGAUACGUCCUGUUCGAUUUUUCUGUUUCUACUCAAUUACACAAAAUAAAUACUGUAGAUACUUUGUAUAUAUUUA
This is a messenger RNA of Anopheles funestus (African malaria mosquito), 6047 nucleotides long. It is a transcript of the gene Top2, whose product is annotated as DNA topoisomerase 2. Gene Ontology annotation, cellular component: nucleus. Gene Ontology annotation, biological process: sister chromatid segregation; DNA topological change; resolution of meiotic recombination intermediates. The transcript has 6 exons. The record is from RefSeq and is a predicted model, not a curated record. Lineage: Eukaryota; Metazoa; Arthropoda; Insecta; Diptera; Culicidae. Gene Ontology annotation, molecular function: ATP binding; DNA topoisomerase type II (double strand cut, ATP-hydrolyzing) activity; DNA binding. The coding region runs from base 454 to 5046 and encodes 1530 amino acids.